Cornus florida is the source of this 1104-nucleotide messenger RNA. Its product is annotated as membrane-anchored ubiquitin-fold protein 3-like. NCBI's taxonomy places the organism in Eukaryota, Viridiplantae, Streptophyta, Magnoliopsida, Cornales, Cornaceae. The coding region runs from base 394 to 753 and encodes 119 amino acids. Gene Ontology annotation, molecular function: protein binding. The transcript has 5 exons. The record is from RefSeq and is a predicted model, not a curated record.
AAAUAUAUCAAAAACCCAAGAAAAAUGAGGAGAAAAGAACUGCGAGGAGAAACUUCUCUCUUUUUCGUCUCUGUGUUCGAAAGACCGACUCUCAGACCCAUAAACCCUAACCGCAUUGAAUCGAUUCUCAAACCGUGUCCGAUCUUCCAUCGAUGGCUUCUUGACGGGGAACUUCUGUCGUGAUUGUUGUGCGGAGAAGUGAUUGGAUCAUAUGAAGUGGUUACUACGUGUACUGAGCGUUGAUUCAAAUGUCCUGUUCUUGCAUUUUGUUGUUUGUGAAGAAGUUUUUGGCAGAUUGACCGAGGUGAAUAGGAAGAAACUGAACUAUUUGACUGGGAUUAUUGUCAUUGUGCUCUCUUGGACCUGCAAAUUUACUGGAGGAAAAGGGCUAUUAUGGCGGAAGGAGAGGAUCGUAUUGAACUUAAGUUCCGAAUCUAUGAUGGAACAGAUAUAGGUCAUAGCAACUAUGAAUCAUCUACUACUGUUGCCAGUAUUAAGCAAAGGCUUGUUGCUGAGUGGCCUCAAGAUAAAUCAGUCAUACCUAAGUCUGUAAGCGAUGUGAAACUUAUUCAUGCUGGACAAGUUUUGGAAAAUAGCAAAACACUCGCCGAGUCCAGAGUUCAUUUUGGUGACCUUCCUGGUGGGGUUAUUACCAUGCAUGUGGUGGUGCAGCCUCCUGCAGCUAAAAAGAAGACGGAUAAGAACCAAGAAGAGAAGGUGAAGCAGAAUUCGUGCUUGUGCUCCAUCCUUUAAUCUGGGAAGCAUGCUCUGUAGCUAUUUUGCACAGGAUCACCGAUUUACAAUUUUUACCUACCUCAUGAUGUUAGUGUAAUGUAAUAGCGUCUAUGAUUAAGCGGGUUGCCUUCAUUUCAUGUAAUUGCUUCUAUUGUUCAUGUUAUAAUCAUUUUUCCCCUAGUGAAAUUAGAAUAUCUAGAAUGAACUGUGCCCUUCCUUUUUACUGUGUUAGAUUUCUGUGUGGUUGUAUGCGUGUGUGUGUGUGUGUGUGAUAGAGAGAGAGAGAGAGAGAGAGAGUUGUUCAUGUUGUAAUCAUUUUACCACAAGUGAAACUAGAAUAUAUACAAUGGUCUAUACCCUUCCUUUUUA